GACGUCUUGUGAUCCAACUCAGUCUCCGCAUCCACGUCGUCGGUGCUAUGCCUGGCACUCACCUCCUCCCGCCGAAUCUCUUAAAAUUAUUCGCCCCUCGUCCUCCGCUUCCGUAUACUCGUCCGGUCGACAAGGACCGCGAUCGAAUUCGGUCAAAAAAUGUUUCGGGUGUCGCGGAAAUUCUUGCUCGGCUUAAGGAGGCCCAAACGGAGGAUAUGAUCAGCGCAGGGGAGACAGACGCGAAUAUGGAAGAGGGAGAAGAACCCGCAUUUACUCUUGCUGAGGAGGUUAAGCGGCAGAUUCGACGCGAGGACCGCAAGAAAAAGAGAGCAGAAGAAUUUAAAAUCGCGAAGGAGACCUACAAACCUGCUGAUGAUACCGAGGCCGUCGGAGACCCAUACAAGACUCUGUUCAUCUCCCGGUUGCAUAAAACGGCCACCGAAAACGACCUCCGGCGUGAGUUUGAGAGUUACGGAACGAUUGAGCGUGUACGGAUUGUUCGAGACAAGAAGGCACGCAGCCGAGGCUACGCGUUUGUUGUGUAUGAGCGCGAACGUGACAUGAAAGCUGCGUACAAGGAGUCUGAUGGACUAGUCAUUAUGGGGAAGCGUAUUUUGGUCGACGUCGAACGUGGGCGCACGGUGCGAGGAUGGAAACCUCGUCGCCUUGGCGGAGGUCUGGGUGGCCGCCCAAAACGAGUUGAGCCAGUCGGGCCUCCCAGAGGUGGUGGUGGCGGCGGCGGCGGCGGGUUCCGUGGAGGCUUCGGAGGCGGGAGACCGUUUGACCGAGGCGGAGGACCAGGCUUCAGAGGAGGGGGCCGGGGCGGUGGCUUUGGCGGCGGAGGUGGGGGUCGCUUUGGGGACCGUGGCGGCGGGGGCUUCCCACCGAGUGAUCGAGGGUAUGGAGACAGAGGUGGUGGUGGAUUCGGUGGAGAUCGUAACGGUGGAGGAUUCCGUGGUGGUCCACCUGGGAGCGGUCCGCCUGGAGGAGGGUUCCGAGGUCGCGACGACUUUGGUGGUGGAGGGUUCCGUGGCGGCCGAGGUGCCGGUAUCGGAUUCGGUGGUGGAUUCAACGAUGGGCCGGGUGGUCAUGGUCCUCCCGGGUUCAACGGGCCUCCGGGCGGCGGCGGCGGCGGAUAUGGGCCUCCAGGUGGUGGGUAUGGCGCUGGAGGCGGUGGGUAUCGUGAUCUCAAGCGCGAGGCACCUGGAGGUUAUGAGGAUCGUGACUCAAAGCGGCCGAGAUAUUGAAGGUUUGGCAAGGUAUCAUUGCCAUUUAUUCUUGUUCCUUCCACUUCAUCCUCAAGGUAGUUGUAUGGAGAAGUGUGUAAGUAUGUGCUUGGUAUAAGUAUUUCACCAGGAAAUUUCCUCUUCCGAUAGUUUAGCGUCCAUCCGUUCGUCGGCAUAUGAUUGGCAUUUUUAUGUUGUGCACACACGUGGCUUGGGUCUUCUGUCUCUUGUCCUAGGUCUUUCCACAAGACAUGCCGGUUGAUCGUGGUGCUCGCCUACGUUCCCCGGGCGGCGAUUUUUCACGUCGGGUAGCAACGGUACAUACUGCCAAAAUCAGCUUUUAUUUCUGCGAUCUUCCGCUUGGACCUGCUAUGUGGAUUGCAGACUUUCGUCCCGUGAAGUCUGUCAAGGUCUGUCAUCGAAGUUCGAACGUGGAGUGAUCGCCCGGUGUCACACUGCCACUGAUCGCUGCUUUCUGCCACGUUUCAGAUAUAGGGAUAGGGGCUUGGAUGCUGUCCUAUGUUACCCUGAGCGCGUCUUGUCUUGUUUCUUUCCAAGACUGGUGGGAGCUGUUUUCAAUUGCAUCUUUCGCCCGGCCCAGAGUGCAGUCGAUCCGGUGCUUCCCUGGACCUCUGUCCUCCCAGUUCCCUUGGUUGCGUUUGGGCGAUCAGAUCCACCAUCAGUGACAUAUCUAGGCACGUCAACUCAACCCUUUUGGUAGACAUCAACUUCUCUUGUUUCCUUAUGUGGUCAUAUCUGAGACCUGCUCGGAACCCCGGACCUCUUCUUUCCUUUCGCCCGAUUCACCUUCCUUCCCCCACCUGACGACGAGGCAAUUUCCAGUCGGCCGCGCCGCCUUUCGAGUUUCUCCUGACUUGUUCUUUUCUUACCCCUGUUGUCCCUUCAUCCAGUCUGCGCCCCCGCGUCCGUCGCCGUAGUCAAGGCUCACCGGUCACAGACGUUUGUAUAUCAUGCCGGACAGUGCCCUGGCACGUUCCAUGGCUUCUCCGGUCACCAGCCGCUCGUCCUCUGCGGGGUCUCCUGAUCGCGACGAAGGAGAAACGAGUCACCACAGCGCCGAGGUGCUCGUCGAGCGGCCCAAACGAUGUCGGGUCACUCCCGAACAACUUGUUCCUCUGGAACGUUUUUUCUCUCUGGAUCCCAGCCCAACGGCUACCCGACGUCGUGAAAUCAGCGAGGAGCUUGGCAUGCAGGAGCGCCAGACUCAGAUUUGGUUUCAAAACAGACGCGCAAAAGCGCGGAACCAGAACGCGAAGCUUAAGCGCGCGAAAGAGCAGAUGCUGGCCGUCAAUGGACAUUCUCCCGUAACGACGGCCUUCGAGGACGAGCUCAAUCGGCUCAUCCACGAGGAUGACCCGGUGACCUUCAUUCCUUGCU
Mycena citricolor is the source of this 2624-nucleotide messenger RNA. The record is from the annotation of a GenBank genome assembly. NCBI's taxonomy places the organism in Eukaryota, Fungi, Basidiomycota, Agaricomycetes, Agaricales, Mycenaceae.